Haplochromis burtoni (Burton's mouthbrooder) is the source of this 2303-nucleotide messenger RNA. RefSeq names its product keratin 8 (gene krt8). Gene Ontology annotation, molecular function: structural constituent of skin epidermis. The transcript has 8 exons. The coding region runs from base 128 to 1696 and encodes 522 amino acids. Gene Ontology annotation, cellular component: keratin filament. Gene Ontology annotation, biological process: keratinization; intermediate filament organization. The record is from RefSeq and is a predicted model, not a curated record. Lineage: Eukaryota; Metazoa; Chordata; Actinopteri; Cichliformes; Cichlidae.
AUUCUCGUCUUUCUAUCCACUCUGGUCUCUCCCGACUGCUGGCCUGCCUGACUGCCUGCCUUAUUUACCGAGCCACUUGGUCUGACCUACCCAGACUUUUUUCAUCCAAAAGAAAAACUACUUCACAAUGUCUUACAGGGUGAACACGAUGAGUUACAAGAGCUCUUCUGCUCCAAGGAACUUCAGCAGCAGUUCCUAUGGUGGAUCGGGUAUUUCUGCCAGCAAGAGGUACUCUGCCAGGAGUUCCUAUGGUGCCCCUAGUCAGUUUGUGGGUGGUGGCAUCACCAGGUCCUCUGCCUACAGCGUGAGCUCAGGCAUGGGUGGCUCAGGAGCAAUGGGCAUGGGUUUGGGCUAUGGUGGUAGUUUGGGUGGUGGCCAGACCAUCACUGCUGUGACUGUGAACAAGAGCCUUCUGGCCCCCCUGAACCUGGAGAUUGACCCCAACAUCCAAGUUGUCCGCACCCAGGAGAAGGAGCAGAUCAAGAGCCUCAACAACCGCUUUGCUUCCUUCAUUGACAAGGUCCGCUUCCUGGAGCAGCAGAACAAAAUGUUGGAGACCAAGUGGAGCCUGCUGCAGGGACAGACCACCACCCGCUCCAACAUCGACGCCAUGUUCGAGGCUUACAUCGCCAACCUUCGCAGACAGCUGGACAGCCUGGGCAACGACAAGAUGAAGCUGGAGGCUGACCUGCACAACAUGCAGGGCCUGGUGGAAGACUUCAAGAACAAGUAUGAAGACGAGAUCAACAAGCGCACAGAGUGUGAGAAUGACUUUGUCCUGAUCAAGAAGGAUGUCGAUGAGGCCUACAUGAAUAAGGUUGAGCUGGAGGCUAAGCUGGAGAGUUUGACAGAUGAGAUUAACUUCCUCAGGUCGAUCUAUGAGGAGGAACUGCGUGAGCUCCAGAGCCAGAUCAAGGACACAUCAGUCAUCGUGGAGAUGGACAACAGCCGCAACCUGGACAUGGAUGCCAUUGUUGCAGAGGUUAAGGCACAGUAUGAGGAUAUUGCCAACCGUACCCGUGCUGAGGCAGAGACAUGGUAUAAGACCAAGUAUGAGGAGAUGCAGACAUCCGCCAACAGAUAUGGAGAUGACUUGAGGUCUACAAAGACAGAGAUCGCAGACCUUAACCGCAUGAUCCAGAGACUACAGUCAGAGAUUGACGCCGUCAAGGGACAGCGUGCCAACCUGGAGGCCCAGAUUGCUGAGGCAGAGGAGCGUGGCGAGCUGGCUGUGAAGGACGCCAAGGCCCGCAUCAAGGACCUGGAAGAUGCCCUGCAGAGAGCUAAACAGGACAUGGCCCGCCAGAUUAGAGAAUACCAGGACCUAAUGAACGUCAAGCUGGCUUUGGACAUUGAGAUCGCCACGUACAGAAAACUCCUGGAGGGAGAAGAGGACAGAUUGGCAAACGGCAUCAAGGCUAUCAACAUCUCCCAGCAGAGCACAAGCUACAGUGGAUUCCCCAUGGACAGCAUGAAGAGCAGCUACUCGAGCACCUACUCCAGCGGUUUCAGUGGCGGAUACGGUAGUGGAUACGGUAGUGGAUACGGUGGUGGAUACAGUAGUGGUGGCUUCAGCAGCAGCAGCGGCAGUGCCGGUGGAUACAGCACCCAGACUAAGAAGAAUGUUGUGAUCAAGAUGAUUGAGACCAAGGAUGGCAAAGUGGUGUCUGAGUCCUCUGAAGUCAUUGAGGAUUGAGCGGUCUAGUCUAGAGGUGUAGCUGCCUGUCUGCUAUGAUCUUCUCUGCCUCUAUGGUAGUUAUAUAGUCACAGUUCACCCCCAACCCAAUAAACAAGUCUGAAACAAAAGCUUGCCAGCCACUCUUCAGAGCCUUUACAUGUUCUUAACAAAGUAAUAAAUGAUUGUAACACUACCAAAGAUUUGAAAGGGACCAAAGGAUUUUGUUUUGUAUGUCUGUUUUCUGACAGUUUGUACUAAAAAUAGUUGUUUGUUUAAAAAAGUCCGAUAAAACCUGGGCCUACUUCAGCUAGGAAUAAAACACAGAUGUGUCACGCUCCCUUGAAAUCUAUGCAACUGCUGUUCCAUGCUUAAAGUGCCUUUGCGGUGCAUCAAAUAGACAGUGGUGUUGUCAGAGGAAUGUGAAUGUACUGACACAGUGCUCCAGUGUUCAUGGUCAAAAAAUGUCGUAAAAUUGCCUGCUACAGUAGGUAGUGCAUGUGUCUCUGUGCGUGCCCUGUAACUGAAACUGUUUGACCCCUUAGGAGGCUGCCCACACCAACCUGUUGUCCUGAGGUGCUGUUUUUGCUACCAAUCCAAAUAAAAAUGUGUUUACUGAAGGUAAAAA